AUGAACCGGAUCACAGUGUACGAGCAUGCCAACUUUGAGGGGCUGAGCCGGGAGUUCACCUGCGACGUGCCCGACCUGCACGAGCUGGAUUUUGGGGACUGCAUCGCCUCCCUGAAGGUAGUGGGGCAGCCCUGGAUCGCCUACACGGACCCCAAGUACGAAGGGGAGCCGCACGCCUUUGAGGAGGGCGAGUACCCCUCCGUGGGGCGGCCCAACAGCUUCUCGGCGCUGCGUCUCGUGCACCAUGACCUGGGGGACCCCCAGAUCACCCUCUACGAGCAACCCAACUUCCAAGGCGCCUGCAAGGUGGUGACAGAGGAGACCAACUUGGCAUAUGGGUACUUCAAUGACCGGGUGGCCUCUCACAUAGUGCAGCGAGGGGUCUGGCUGCUCUACCAGCACCCCGGUCGUGGUGGCUGGCACUGCCUGGCAUGGCCCGGCGAGCGUCUCGCUGACUACAAACUCGAGCUGAACUUCCAGGCUCGGCUGUCCCACCUGCGCCCACUGCGGCCCGGGCGGCCCCUGGUCUCGGCGCAUCUCCUCUGGGAGCAGAAGCGGGUGGAGGCAGAGCGGGAGGUGCUGGUGGAUGAGAUCGAAGGGGUGAACGAGACGGAGUCAGAGCAGGCACUGGCAGCCAGCAGCAGCCGGGAGUACGGCACCACGCUCUGGCAGAGCUUCCACUUCAGCAACGCCACCAGCCUCAAAGCCGGGCUCUCCUUCACGCUGACCGUGGAAGCCUCCAACAUCUUUACAGUGCAGAAAGGGCGCAGUGAAUCCAGCACCCGCCGGGAACGCGUGGAGGUGCAGCUGCCAGCUAAGAUCCCCCCACGCACGGCGCUCAGCAUCCAGGUCUUGCGGAAGGAGGUGACGCUCUCCGUCCCGGUCCUGCUCACCAUCACCCAGAACGAAGCCGUUCGUACGGAGAUGGGCGAGUACCGCAGCGUUUCGGGUACCAACAUCAGUGCCCGCUAUAGCUUGAAGCCUCUGCCAGCUGCAGGCAGGGAGCAAGCAGCCACUGAGGGGACGGAGCCGGUGCCCGGCACCGGGAUGGAUCUGUAA
Molecule: messenger RNA, 1059 nt
Organism: Haliaeetus leucocephalus (bald eagle)
Lineage: Eukaryota; Metazoa; Chordata; Aves; Accipitriformes; Accipitridae
Product: epidermal differentiation-specific protein-like
Exons: 1
Coding region: 1-1059 (352 amino acids)
Biological process (GO): lens development in camera-type eye; visual perception
Molecular function (GO): structural constituent of eye lens
Source: RefSeq, a predicted model, not a curated record